Molecule: messenger RNA, 993 nt
Organism: Drosophila hydei
Lineage: Eukaryota; Metazoa; Arthropoda; Insecta; Diptera; Drosophilidae
Gene: Sclp
Product: leucine-rich repeat-containing protein 20
Exons: 4
Coding region: 164-925 (253 amino acids)
Molecular function (GO): protein binding
Source: RefSeq, a predicted model, not a curated record
AAUAUAAAAUACCCAAUCGAAUCACUGAAUUGUUUUUUUCCUAUUUUUUUAAUUGAAGUUUAAGUGAAAUAAUUGAUAAUUCCGGUGACAACAAACCAAUUAAAAAAAAAAAACAAAAAACAUUGUUGACUAAAAAAACGGAAUCAAUAAACAACUCUGAAAUAUGCGCCCUUUCGGCAACGAUAUCACAAACAUCUCCAAUAACAAUGGAGCUGGCAAUGGUGAGGAUCGGUCAAAUGGCAAUGGAAAUGGCAAUGGCAACAAUCCCGUCAAUAGAGACAGCGUCGAGUCAGACUCCAACUCUUCCACAAAUGAGUUAGCCUUGGACACAGAAACAGACCCACGCAUUCCUCCACAUAUAGCCAGAAUAGGAGGCAUUGGCGCAUUCCCGCCGAUCGCCGGACGUGGAGUUAUACGAGUGGUGCGCCGUUGCGAGGACGCCAAGGAGAACCACAAGCUAGAUUUAUCACAAUGUGAACUCAUGCAAAUACCAGAUGCAGUGUAUCACUUGAUGCGGAAUACAGAACUACAAACUUGUAACCUUAGUGGCAACGUGCUGAAGAAGAUGACGCCAAAGUUUGCGCUGAAGUUUAGCACAAUUACGGAUCUCAAUCUCUCAUAUAAUCAGUUGACAAAGCUGCCAGACGAAUUUGCCAAUCUGAGUGCCUUAACCAAUCUAAAUAUCUCUCACAAUUCGUUUAUUGUAUUACCUCAAGUCAUCUUUAGGCUUCAGAAGCUAGCCACUUUGGAUGCUCAGCAUAAUGCCAUUUUAGAGAUUGAUACGGACGAAGCAAUUAGCAGUGACUGCCUGGCUGUGGUGGAUCUGCGCAAUAAUCCGCUGAGCAGAAAUUGUCGUCGCAAAUUGGAAGAUUUCGUCACCAGCUUUCGCUUAGAGAUUUCACAGGAAGUUGAGGACGAUUGGUGAUCGACUGGGAAUAUUUUAAAUAAGUUCAUCGUUAUCUAUAGAAGAAACUACUUGCUGUAAUGUUUUUA